GGAGUAGGAUGCACAGUUUGGUCGGAAGAGGUUGAGUAUAUUUAAACUCUGCCCCGUAGGUUACCUAUGAAGACAGUUGGCAAAAUAUGAAGAAAACUUCCAAGAACAGUAAUGCCAAGGUUCCCGGUAUGGAAUUGAAUUCCGAGGAUGCUGAAGGGGGGAGAAAAGAGAAUCAAAGUAACUUUGUUGACCUGCUGCCCCUGGAAGUCACUUUUAACAUUUUCAGCCAGCUAGACAUUCCGAGUUUAUGUAGCGCGUCCAGGACGUGCACAAGUUGGAACCAUGCAAUAAGAAACAAUGACUCCUUAUGGAAACCUCACUGCUUGAGCAUAAGAGCUGUGUGCCAAAGAGAAGUAGAUGAUGAUAUAGAAAAUGGUUAUACCUGGAGGGUAAUACUCCUGAGAAAUUACCAGAAGAGCAAAGUGAAAAACGAGUGGCUAAGCGGCCGAUACAGCAACAUCCGUUCUCCCGUUAGCCUGCCAGAGAAGGCCAUGUGCCCGAUGGACGCAGAUACGUGGGGGGAAAUUCUAGAUGCAGAGCUGGGAAGAGAAGUUGAAAAAUUGCAAUAGUUUGACGCCACGUUAUCAAGAUCACUCAGGCUCCAGGAGACUUUUUAAAAUCUGAUAAUGUCCUUGUCAGCCUUUUAAAUAUUUAACAUUUAAAAGAAAACAAAGUUGAACAUGAAACUUUGUUUAUAUUUUUUGCACUUUAGUUAAAAAAAAAAACUGUUCUGGUCUUAUACUGUAGGAAAAUCAUGAAAUGUUAUUUUUAUAAGAAAUAGUAGACUAAUAGAAUGAUUUUGAAAUGUAUUGUUCCAUGUAUUUAUGUUAGAAUAGUGCGUUACUUUAAGUAGUAGAAUUUACCGUUGUUUCCUAUUUAAACCUUCAAGAAUUCAGGGGAUUUCUGAAGAACUUAUUUAAAGAUUCAUUAUAAAUUAAGUAUAGAUAUAUACUCAUAGGAGUAAUACUGAAGUGAAUAGUUGCAAUAGGUUUAAAUUGAUAAUAAAUUUACAUGUU
This is a messenger RNA of Rattus norvegicus (Norway rat), 1016 nucleotides long. It is a transcript of the gene Fbxo48, whose product is annotated as F-box protein 48. The record is from RefSeq and is marked provisional. Gene Ontology annotation, cellular component: cytoplasm; SCF ubiquitin ligase complex. The transcript is spliced from 2 exons. Gene Ontology annotation, biological process: protein ubiquitination; SCF-dependent proteasomal ubiquitin-dependent protein catabolic process. The coding region runs from base 87 to 569 and encodes 160 amino acids. Lineage: Eukaryota; Metazoa; Chordata; Mammalia; Rodentia; Muridae.